Ascoidea rubescens DSM 1968 is the source of this 518-nucleotide messenger RNA. RefSeq lists its product as uncharacterized. NCBI's taxonomy places the organism in Eukaryota, Fungi, Ascomycota, Saccharomycetes, Ascoideales, Ascoideaceae. Bases 44 to 391 code for a protein of 115 amino acids. The record is from RefSeq and is a predicted model, not a curated record. The transcript has a single exon.
GUGUACCGGAUGCGUCCGUGUGUUUCCGACCACGGAUUCUGUUAUGCGCGGAUUAGCAGCCCGGGGCGUGUUGCCACUGGUGAAUGAGGUGCUUGUGCUUCCUCUUUCUCUUGUUAUUUUGCUUCUUGUGCCGCUGCUUCUUCUGGUGCCAAUUUUGGCUCCUGUUUUGCUUCCAACUGCUAUUCUUUCUCUACUUGUUCCAGCGGCCAACGGUCCACUUUCAGCUGCCUCUGAAACUAAAUUCCAAAUUCCAUCUCCCUUCAUCAGGCAAUCUCACGUAAAGAAGAAGGAUAAAACACCAAAACACAACAAGAAAAAAUUUUAUUCUUUUCUUUCACUCGAGAUUACAUUUAUCAAUUAUCGUCUAUCACUAAUUCAUCACUUUAUUUAAACUGGCUGUAUUUGAUAUUCUUUGUUACUUUUCAUUAUAUUCAUCUUUCUCUUCGUCUUAUCUUUGUCUUAUCUUCAUCGUCUAUUUUCUCUCUUUUACUUACUAUACUAUAUCUUACCCCCUCUAU